Messenger RNA from Lottia gigantea (owl limpet), 735 nucleotides. RefSeq lists its product as hypothetical. The record is from RefSeq and is a predicted model, not a curated record. Gene Ontology annotation, biological process: cilium movement. The coding region runs from base 1 to 735 and encodes 244 amino acids. The transcript is spliced from 4 exons. NCBI's taxonomy places the organism in Eukaryota, Metazoa, Mollusca, Gastropoda, Lottiidae. Gene Ontology annotation, cellular component: motile cilium; dynein complex; axoneme. Gene Ontology annotation, molecular function: dynein light intermediate chain binding; dynein intermediate chain binding; minus-end-directed microtubule motor activity.
AUGUUAUUUUCUAGAUGUCGUUAUGAAUUAAACAACCUUAAACAACUGUGGGAAACUGUGAGAGUUAUAGAUGAACAGCAGAGUGAGUGGAAACGCCAUCGCUGGCAGAAGAUGAACACCAAGUUUUUACGGGAAGAAACGAAUAAACAACUAGAAAUUGUACGAAAUCUCUCAGAUGAUAUUUAUACAUGGGAUGUUUUUAUGGGACUUCAUGAAUCUAUUACCACUAUACAGAGUUGUCUACCCCUGAUCGAUGAUCUGAGUAAUCCAGCAAUGAGAACGGGACAUUGGAAACAGCUAGUACGAGUGACAGGGGGAGCUCUAACUAUCGAUAAUGAUAUGUUAAAACGUAUGACCCUUGGUGAACUGCUUAGCCUUGGCUUACAGAAACAUGUCGAUGAUGUGCGAGCUAUAGUACAGAGAGCAGCUAAAGACUUGACGAUAGAACAGAGUUUAAAAACAUACGAAGAAGUUUGGUUGAGUAAAGUGUUCGAGUUACGAUCACACAUCAGAACAAAAUCAAUCCAACUUUUGAUGCAUACCGAUCCAAUAUUUGAUGAACUAGAGGGUCACCAGGUGUCACUACAGACCAUGCAGAGCAGUAGCGCUGCAGGUUCCUUCCUGGACGAGGUGAUGAAGUGGCAAAAACGCCUUCAAACUAUCGAAGAUGUUUUAACAACGUGGCUGGAAGUUCAAGAAAAAUGGAUAGAGUUGGAAGAGGUAUUAAUUGCUUGA